This is a messenger RNA of Scutellospora calospora, 246 nucleotides long. Lineage: Eukaryota; Fungi; Glomeromycota; Glomeromycetes; Diversisporales; Gigasporaceae. The record is from the annotation of a GenBank genome assembly.
AAGCAAUCAAUAAAUUAAGAGAUCAACUACGUUACUAUGCUGUCAUAGAUAUUCGUUCUCAAAAAUUUCUAAUCACCAAAAAUGAUAUCGUGAUCGCACAUAGGUUGAACGACGUGAACGUUGGAGAUGAAUUAAACCUAAAUCGGGUGCUUGAAUUGGGAUCUAAGGAUUAUACGAUCAAAGGGCAACCUUUUGUUUCUGAAUCAUUUUAUAGUAUUAAAGCUACAGUACUUGAACAACCUAAAG